Messenger RNA from Aureococcus anophagefferens, 813 nucleotides. RefSeq lists its product as hypothetical. NCBI's taxonomy places the organism in Eukaryota, Pelagophyceae, Pelagomonadales, Pelagomonadaceae. Gene Ontology annotation, molecular function: metalloendopeptidase activity. Gene Ontology annotation, biological process: proteolysis. The annotation marks the transcript as partial. The record is from RefSeq and is a predicted model, not a curated record. The transcript has a single exon.
GCCGCGCCGCGACGCGCGCUGCCGCGGCUCAAGGCCGAGAGCUUCCGCCAUCCGCUGGACAAGGACCUCACCUCGCUCGUCCAGAAUUCGCCCGUGGCGCUGCUGGAGACCGUCAUCAAGCGGGCCGCCGCGCCGCCCGUGGAGCAGAUGGUGCGCCUCGACAACCUCGCGAACGCGCUCCGCGUCUCCGAGGACCAGUUCCCCGAGCUCCACGCGUCCUUCCGGGAAGCGCUGCGGAUCCUCGGCGGCCUGCGCGACGGCGCCGUGCCGGAGCUCUACGUGCGCAGCGACCCGCGGCCCAACGCCUACACGCUGGCCAUGCAGGGCGGCGCGCCGUUCGUCGUCGUCACGUCGGCGCUCGUCGACGGCUUUUCGGCGGCCGAGGUGCAGGCGGUGCUCGCGCACGAGCUCGGCCACCUCGUCUGCGAGCACAGCCUCUGGUUCUCCCUCGGCAACGUCGCGACGGCCCUCGCGCCGCCGCUGCCGGGCCUGGGCGCCGGGCUCGAGGGCCUGCUGCAGUCGUGGCGCCGCGCGGCCGAGUUCUCCUGCGACCGCGCGGCGCUCCUCGUGGCCCAGGACCCGGACGUCGUCAACGCGGCGCUCAUCAAGCUCACGUCCGGGUCGUCGAAGGACGUCAACGUCGAGGCCUUCCUCGAGCAGGCGCGCGAGUACGAGCGGUCGCUCGGCGCCGCGAACCGCCUCGUGCGGAGCGCGAUGCGCUCGUCGCUCGCCGACGCGACGCACCCGCUCCCCGUGAGGCGCGUCGCGGAGCUCGACAAGUUCGCCAAGUCGACCCAGUACGCGGCGAUCAUC